UCCCGCUCGCGAUUCAAGUUCAGAGCAUAUGAAGUCCUCACCGCCGAAAUUUGAGACUGGCAAGCUGAUGCCCCGUGCAUAUCCCCGGCGACCGAGACGUGGACAAUGCGAAGACAAGGAAAACACUCGUCCAAUUAUAAGUGUUCCUUCCCAGCGAACGCAGUCAGUACAGGCAGAGGAGACGGAUGUUUUCAUGCAUCCACGACUCAUACGUCCACCCAGUGGUCAGAUGAUAGAUUCCCUCCCCCGCUCAAGAACCCCGUUUCGUCCGGCUGCGCCGGAGCCGCCCAGGCUCACGUCACUAACUCGCCGGCCUGUAUCGCCCACUCCAGUGAGGAAGAGGCCGGCAUCCAUCGCAGGGUAUCAAGACCUGGUCCACACAUUCCAUCCAUUCCCAGCAUCCAAGGCUGCCCCGGCACAGCAUGUGUGGGCGACAAGAGAAGAUGAAGAUAUUCGUUCGCCGUCGCAGCGUGUUCACCAGCCUGUUGCAGAACAUGCCGCGGCAGAAUUGGAACGCUCGUUGAAUCCCUCCAAUUGCUUUACCAGCGCUCGCCAGCGGCCAGCGCGUCAGAUGAGCUCUCCUUCUGUGGGCGUAUCAGACGAAUCCAAGAAUAUACCUGUAUCAGAAUGGCAACCAGCGAUUCGCUCUGCCAGCGCAUAUCCUCAGGCGGUCGCUUCACCGUGCAAUGACCCAACACUCAGGAACUCAUCGAAGCAAAUCAGGAGAGGUGGCUCGCUUGCCCUGAAAGAAUGCCCAAUUUUACAAGAUGUGAGCAUCUAUCAAGCGGACGGCAGGGCAAGGAGAGGGAAUCAUACUCGCAGCAUGGAUUUGGACCAGCUUAGAGGGAUAUGGGAAACUCGGGAUCGGACGGAGAGUAACGAUUUCCCAACAAAGACGUCGACUCGAGAACUGAAGCAAAGCGUAAUGGGCACACAUCAUCGAUCAUGGAUCGCAACGCCUGUCAACCAUGUCAGGCAAGCCAAGAUCAACAAAGUCGAUGGGUGGUCCUUGAACAACCCGGAGGCAGAGUUCGUCAUUGGCGAAUGGAAGGAGGAAGAAGACACCUGGGAGGAAUGUUCCCUCUAAUCGUUCCCGCGCGCCGCCCGCUAUCUUACCUUAAACAAUAUUGGGCGCUUGAUUCUUACCCUUUCAGUUCAAGUCUGAGACUGUUAUACACUUGAGGGGUAAAUGUAGUACAGAGGAAGCACCGUGUCCACU
Molecule: messenger RNA, 1219 nt
Organism: Dacryopinax primogenitus
Lineage: Eukaryota; Fungi; Basidiomycota; Dacrymycetes; Dacrymycetales; Dacrymycetaceae
Exons: 2
Coding region: 29-1087 (352 amino acids)
Source: RefSeq, a predicted model, not a curated record